AUGGUUCGAACUCCAGCCCGAAGACGUGCUCGCGACACCACACCAUGCCUCACGUCGCAUGAGCCGAGUGGCACUGACGAUACGACCCAUCUGCGACUUAUGGGAGUAGGAGCUCGAUUUGGAAAGACUCAAGGUCAAUUCGAUGCUUUCAAUAGCAGACCUGACCAGGUUAGCCUGCGUGGAAGCUCUAUGGGCAUCUGCACUAGCGAUGCUGCUUCAAAAGACAGUUACUCCGGUUGUUUUCCAAAACGCGAGAAGGAUUCAUACGUCACCCCUGCAAACAUAUCGCUCGGGUACAGCACUCCAAGAGAGGCGACGGGGCCGAGGAGCCACGAACUAGUAUACGAACACACUUCUCAGCCCGGGAAAAAGAACUUGGUUCAUCUAUUCGAGGAGUGGUUGCCAGGAUCUAGCUUCCACUUCCCUCAAAGAAUGGGGAUGGGAUCGUUCAGCAAACGAUACGACCCGAUCGCCGACGAGCCUCUCAGCUCGCGGGCAUGGACUCUGCAGGAACGUCUGCUUUCUCGGCGUCUUAUCCACUACGCCCGCGACCAGAUGUACUUUGAAUGCGAGACUUGUAUCCAGUCCGAAGAUGGAUUCACGUUUGGUGACAUCUACUUCGGGAUGAAACGCCUUCUAGAAACGCAGCGUAUAUCCCAUAAGCAGCACGGACUUUCCCAGACAUCCGGAAUCUCUUCCAUCGUCGGCCAGGAGGCUGGGGGGAAGUACCCUGGAAUUAGGUAG
Messenger RNA from Daldinia loculata, 744 nucleotides. RefSeq lists its product as uncharacterized. The transcript is spliced from 2 exons. The coding region runs from base 1 to 744 and encodes 247 amino acids. Lineage: Eukaryota; Fungi; Ascomycota; Sordariomycetes; Xylariales; Hypoxylaceae. The record is from RefSeq and is a predicted model, not a curated record.